Anguilla anguilla (European eel) is the source of this 1841-nucleotide messenger RNA. It is a transcript of the gene muc3a, whose product is annotated as mucin 3A, cell surface associated. The transcript is spliced from 11 exons. The coding region runs from base 50 to 1537 and encodes 495 amino acids. Lineage: Eukaryota; Metazoa; Chordata; Actinopteri; Anguilliformes; Anguillidae. The record is from RefSeq and is a predicted model, not a curated record.
CACAACAGUGGACUCUCAUUUCACAACAGUUGAACCCCUAGACACAACAAUGGGCUCUCAAUUCACAACAGCUGAACCUGAUGUAGUCACAACAGUCAGCCCUCACACUACAACAGCCAAAUCCCAAAUCACAACACCUGGACCUGAUGUGACAACAACUGAGGUUUCAUCCACAACAGCUGAACCUGAUGUAGUCACAACAGUCAGCCCUCACACCACAACAGCCAAACCCCAAGUCACAACACCUGUACCUGAUGUGACAACUACAACCAAGGUCCCACUAAUAAACUGUGAGAACGGAGGAAGGCCAAGUCCAAAUGGAAAGGAUUGUAUCUGCCCUCCAGGUUUCUCUGGUACAACUUGCAGAACUAUUGAGACACAAAUAGUGGCUCCAGAAAAACUAAACAGAUCUGCUGAUAUUCAGAUGGAUAUAUCAGAACCAUUCAUAGAGGAGUACAAAAAUAAAAGUUCACAAGAAUAUAAAAAAUUCUCAGAUGAUUUCAAGAACAGGAUGGAGCCAUUUUACAGAAGCAAAAUAAACAAUUUCAAAGCAGUGGUUAACAUAACUUUCAGCCAAGGCAGAGCUACUCUGAGAAGUGAGGUCAGUGAUUUGAAGGGAAACCAGAAGAGACUAACAGAAGCAGACACCUCUGAUCUGGUGGUGUUGGUGGAUAUCUAUAAUAAGCCCUACAGCAACAUAAGGGCAGAAAUAUUUGGCGUAAAGGUUGAUCACGUUGUCCUCCUGGAGAUUCCAAACAGUCAGUCUGGAAAUAAAGAGUACGACAACUCGAUUAAUGAGCUGAAAGAGAGCCUGGAGGAAGCAAAGAACUGCCAGACCAAUGAUAGCAGUUGUCCUGGAUAUAUAAUCACAGAUGUUAACACAACAACAGUCGAAGUUGAUGGAACAGCUUUCUGUGAACAAAACGUCCCUGAAAAGUUCUUAAAGUACUAUCAACUCCUUAACACAAGUGAAAAACUGACCUGUGUGUCCGUCUGCAAUCCUCAACACAGUGAUCCCACAAUCUGUAAAAACAAAGGAACCUGCAUGCUGCCUGUUGAAGGACCUGAAUGCCACUGCCUGCAGACAGGGACCAUGUGGUACCUGGGCAGUGACUGUGGCAUCCCCAUAAACAAAGCUGGGCUCUUCGUAGGGACAGGCAUGUUGGCUGCAGCUGUGCUGGUGGCCAUUGGGGUCCUCUCUGUAUAUCUCCAUGUGUCCAAGAAGAAGGAGAGGAGAAAUAGAGACAAUAAGGGGGAAACUAUAAACCAGUGGCUAGAAGAUGAAUUUGAGUGGCCCAGCUCUGACAAGAACACAAACGGUUAUACAGGGAUUUUUCAUAACCCAUACAACACGGAAGGAGGCGAAGGCACUUAUCAGCAGGAAAAAACACCAACCUACAAUCCCUAUCCAUCCUUUCAAACUUCGGAUGCCCCUCCAGUCUUCCUUACCCACGAACCCCAGAUCCACCUGUACAAUAUGCCCGGCUCUCCCAUGAGAAUCGGCAGACCGGACAUUUACACCUCUUCCCAGAUUUAACUCUGCUGUUAUUCCUGUAUAGACUGAAUCUAAGGACUUAACCAUCACACAUUUCUUGUUACACCAUAUUCUCAAAUCAAAAAAUAUUAUUACUGUAAUAAUCACUUUGAACAAAUGUAACAGUGACUUCAGUGCAUUCAACCUCCUACACUAUACAUGCAAUUCAUUGGGUAUACGACAUAUAUGAUGCAAUCAAUUCAACGAUGUCUUGUAGUGGAUGUCUGUAAGUCUAUAUACUGUUAGCACCUAUGUUGCUUUAAUAUUUUUUACUUUAAACAUAUGUGAUAAAUAUUUAACAAAUUUA